Fusarium mangiferae is the source of this 828-nucleotide messenger RNA. RefSeq lists its product as uncharacterized. Lineage: Eukaryota; Fungi; Ascomycota; Sordariomycetes; Hypocreales; Nectriaceae. Bases 1 to 828 code for a protein of 275 amino acids. Gene Ontology annotation, biological process: endosomal transport. The record is from RefSeq and is a predicted model, not a curated record. The transcript has a single exon. Gene Ontology annotation, cellular component: BLOC-1 complex.
AUGUCAACAGCAGCUGCUUCUUCGGCUACUCGUCAUCAGUCCAGCUCUUCAGCUGCGGCCACAGGCUCUUCGGCAUCUUCCUCACCCUCAUUAUCUCCUCGCCCGCCGACGUCUCCUCCUCCCACGAUCGCAUCUCCUUCAGUUGCCCAUGCCCAUGCUCACGCACAAAUUCCCUCCGCAGCGCAGCAGACUUCGCCGCCGCCUCCGCCUCCGCAACUACAGUCCACGCUCCCGUCGGCCGAGACACAGCGCCACGUAGCGGAAGCACGUCGCGCUGUGGUCGCAACGCUGGAGAACAUGAUGGACUCUGAGCUGCAAUGGCGCGCAUCUACGUUGCAUUCCAAUGCUGCGGCGCUGAGCAAGCAGGCGCAGGAUGUGCAGCGUGCGACUGAAGGACUGCGUCGCGAAAACGUUAAGCUUGCGCGGGAGGCAGACGCUGCGGCGCGGAGGCUAAAGGAGCUCGGCAACGUGCAGAACUGGGCUGAGGUGCUGGAGCGCGACUUUCUCGUUCUGGAGGAGACUGUCAGACUCGCGAAUUCCGAUCGUAGCUGUAGCUGCAGCGAAUGUGGAAGCUAUACUGGGAGUGAGAGUGACGGUGGUGAUGUGGACGAGGAUGAGGGUCGGCGGGCCAUGAAGCUUGACGAAGAAGAGAGGGGCAAGGGUGUCGAAGGGCGCAAAACGCUCGAUGUUGAGAUGGAUAUCGAUUCGGAGAACCAUGCGCCGGGCACGUUUUCCGAUGCUAGUAGGAGCUUGACAGAGGCAGACUCCAGCGUGGGUAGGGGGGCUAAGGGAUCAGAUACGGCUUCUAUGUCAACGAUCUCACGAUGA